AUGCGCACUUUAAUGAUGCAGUACUUGUCUGGUCUACUUGUUCCUGUUGUGAAUGUGGAAGACCUAGAGGACUUUGAAGUGCCUUCACCUUCUGUCCAGCAGACAGAAUAUUUGCUAACCUACAUCCUGUUUCAAUAUGGCUUAAAUGUUCAGAAGGCUGCUGGUCAUAAUGUAAGCAAUAGAGUUCUUCAGUCCUCGCAGGAAGAACCCAAAAGGCUGCAGCAUACCUUAGAACAAGUUAGUGAUGACAAAUAUUUACUUGAAAGCCAUCAGAUUGCUAUGGAUGUGGAGAAUAAUAUCGAAAAAUAUCCUAUCAACUUGCAGCCCCUGGAAUCAAAAGUGAAAAUUAUUCAGCGAGCAUGGCGCAAAUAUCUGCAGCGUCAGGAUUUGCCGCACCAGGACCACCUGGAGAAGCGCAGUCCAUCACCACCUUCCUUGUCAUCUGACAAAAUGAGCAGUUCAAUCAGCAUGAACACUUUUUCUGAUGGCAGCACUCCUAUAAUUCACAAGCAGAAAGAAGAUGAAUUUAAUUCUUUAACCAUUAAUUCCACCCGCUCAAGUCACUAUGGUGUCCAUAAAGAACUUCUGAAAUCUAUCUGA
Molecule: messenger RNA, 600 nt
Organism: Trachemys scripta elegans
Lineage: Eukaryota; Metazoa; Chordata; Testudines; Emydidae
Gene: IQCJ
Product: IQ motif containing J
Exons: 6
Coding region: 1-600 (199 amino acids)
Source: RefSeq, a predicted model, not a curated record